Molecule: messenger RNA, 1323 nt
Organism: Puccinia graminis f. sp. tritici CRL 75-36-700-3
Lineage: Eukaryota; Fungi; Basidiomycota; Pucciniomycetes; Pucciniales; Pucciniaceae
Exons: 2
Coding region: 18-1157 (379 amino acids)
Source: RefSeq, a predicted model, not a curated record
AAGAAAAACGAUUCAACAUGCAAGAACAAGAAAUGUCACAACAGGCCCAUCAGCCCCCAUACACACCAAUAAUUUAUGAUGAAAUUGCAGCCCAAUUCGCGCAAACGCUUGAAAGCUCAUUCUCCUACCUUCGUGAAGACUUGGAUCACCUGAUAAUUCUUGGUGCAUAUGGGGGGGACUACAUGAUAUCACCGGAAUCUGGGAGCCACUUCAAUGAAAUCAAAACAGUGGUUUUGCCAUGCUUAUCUAGAAGCCUUCGGCAAAUGCAAGACCUGCUCACGAGUCCUAGCUAUUAUCAAGGGGGCAAAGAUCCAGAUUAUCAAACCGGCGCAAAACUCCUCAAGGAAGUCGAACAUACUACAGAUCGAUUAAUGCACUUGAACCAAUCCCUUUUACUCCAGGGUCAACCUAGAUAUUUUCGGGGGGACUGGGACAUGAAUGCCUAUAGAUGCCGAGCUAUGCAAUUGAGUAUCGUAGAUAUCCUCCGAAAAACAGCAGAAAUUCUCCGAAGAACGGCACAAAUUCCUUGCUAUCAUCGCUAUCUCCUCUCACAGAGUGCGACUCUCACUAUGAAGAAACGUGAUAUGGAGGAACUAUCUCAGAUAACUUACCACCAAACUCACCUCAUGCUCAACAGCAUUGAUAAUAUCAUCAGAUCGUUUGAACCAUCGGAUCUCGAGCUACUUGGAGAUCGAUGCCGACAAGUGGUUCAAAAAAUUGAAUCUGAAAUUGCGCAUCAGGUGAAAGACUCGAUCGCGCGGGCGAGAAUGCAUAUCCCAUCAUCCCAGGACGCUCUCACAAUUAUCAAACUAACGAGACUCUUUCUCAACAAGCUAUCUAAAGCAACCAAUGGUAUACCUCACCCAUUACCACUCAUGAGUUCGGAUCAGCUGCUCGCCCUCAUCAAGGCUACAGACCAUCUCGAUGACAGUCUCCGUAUGUUUUCCAUCCCCACCGAACAAGGCCCUGAUCCAAAAAAGGCCUACAAUCUUUUGACGCAGGUUCUAUCUGCGAUCAAAAUUUUGACGGACCAUUCCGGUCGACAAGGACCAAGCCCCGAGUCGCCCUACGAUUUACCUAGAAAAUGUUGUGAAUGGUAUCAACUUUUCAGCCAUCAACUCUCCGCAGUAGUCACACGACUCUGGCUUCGCAUCUGAUCCAUUUUUCCACGUGUGUACGGAAAGGCCGAUUUUACAGCGAACGAGCGGAUUGGUACAUGGGAACUGAGGCUCCGUUUGGCAGUGCAUUAUAUCAUAAGAAAAAAUAUGUAAAUCCGGAUAAUCAGAAUAAGGUUGAAAAACCGUAAACCAAUUAUCACAAAGC